CCAGCUGACCAGCCUCUCCGCAACCAUGGCCUCUGGUGUAAAAGUCACGGAUGAUGUUAUUGCAGUCUUCAAUGAUAUGAAGGUGCACAAGGCUCAGGCGAAUGAGGAGGAGAAGAGGAAGAGGAAGAAGGCCAUUUUGUUCUGCCUGAGCAAGGACCUCAAGAGCAUUGUUAUUGACGAAGAACAAGAAAUCCUGCAGGGGGACGUGGGAACAAAAAUCCAGGACCCGUAUUCGCACUUUGUGAACAUGCUGCCCCCAAACGACUGCCGCUACGCCCUGUAUGAUGCAUCCUUUGAGACCAAAGAAACAAAGAAGGAGGACCUGGUCUUUAUCUUCUGGGCUCCAGACAGCGCCCCCUUGAAGAGCAAGAUGAUCUAUGCCAGCUCAAAAGAUGCUAUCAAAAGGAAAUUUGAAGGUAUUAAGCACGAGUGGCAGGUGAACGGCUUGGAAGACCUCAAAGACCCGCGCACCCUGGCAGAAAGGCUUGGCGGUUCGUCAGUAGUCAGUCUGGAAGGAUUACCUAUGUAAUAUUACCACCCCUCCUCCUUGCUGGCUUCAAUCGAGGCCUUUCAGACAUCUGUUGAGUUUAGCUGUUCAUUCCAGUGCGGUUAGGAAAAGGGCAAAAGCAGAAUUAGCACCAUUUGUUGGACUGUUCUCGGGAGGGAUAAUGAGGGUGGGUCUGGGCUCAAGUGACAGUUUAAAUGAAGUUAAAUAAA
Messenger RNA from Limanda limanda (common dab), 717 nucleotides. Its product is annotated as cofilin-2-like. The transcript has a single exon. Gene Ontology annotation, cellular component: actin cytoskeleton; cytoplasm; actin cortical patch. NCBI's taxonomy places the organism in Eukaryota, Metazoa, Chordata, Actinopteri, Pleuronectiformes, Pleuronectidae. Gene Ontology annotation, molecular function: actin filament binding. The coding region runs from base 26 to 529 and encodes 167 amino acids. The record is from RefSeq and is a predicted model, not a curated record. Gene Ontology annotation, biological process: cell motility; actin filament severing; actin filament fragmentation.